Molecule: messenger RNA, 6792 nt
Organism: Neocloeon triangulifer
Lineage: Eukaryota; Metazoa; Arthropoda; Insecta; Ephemeroptera; Baetidae
Exons: 3
Coding region: 2045-6394 (1449 amino acids)
Molecular function (GO): protein binding
Source: RefSeq, a predicted model, not a curated record
UUGAAUAUUGUCAAAAUUAAUUUAAAAAAAAAUAUUUGUGAAUAAAGCAGCGCGCAUAGCUUUCAUUAGUAAAUUAUUUAUUUUUGUCUUUUUUGUCUAACUUUUUUCAUAUAUAAAUUUUUGCAUCAAAUCAAUAUAUUUUCCAAUAUUCACAAAAUCUAAUUCCAAAAAAGUAACCAAUCGGCACUUAAUUAGCAAUAACAAUUUUAUUCUUGAAUUUAUUAAGAAUGUGCCUCCUUCAACUCCGGCACACCAGCGCAUCCCCUCGAUGGCGGAGAUUCCUUAAACUUUUUCAAGCAUCCUAGAUCCUACCUACCCUAUGCUCCGCCCUCGCAGUAUUGCCUACCCUGACUUCUAACUUGCUGCUGCUCUAUUUUUGAGCGUCGGCAAAAACAGUGCGGCAAAUAGCUUUAGAAUUUACGAGUAUAAUUAAAAGAGAAAAAGAAAAGUAGACUAAAACAGUUGUAAUUUGAAUAUAACUUUUAGAUAAUUAUGUUAUUUGAAAAAAAUUUAAAGAAUAAAUUAUCUGACAAAAAUGGCCUUAAACUAAUCUUUUUAAAUGUUUUCAGAUCAAGAAAUAUGGACGAUGAGCUGCGUACCAUUAUUCUCGUCAGAGUUAAAUGGACAACAAAUAUAUCUGAGGUAAAAGAAUAUUAAAAAAUGUCAAUAAACACAUUGGCAAUAUAAAUAACUAUUAAUUGUGGAUUGCGGUUUAGUAAAUCUAAUAUCUGUUAAUUUAGUUCAAAGAAAAUGUUGAAAUUUAAAAAAAAAAAAUAAAAAUUAAGUUAUUUGUGAAUUUGAUAUGAGUAAAUUUAAAAGUGAUGAAUGGAGAGAGAAAAAGGGAAUUUAUUAAUUAAUUACUUUUAACUAUACUCAAAUUAAAUUAAAAGCUUCCGCAAUGAAACACGGAUUUAAAAAAAAUAAUAUAUUGACAAUAUUCAAAUUUUGCACUCUUUAAUAAGAUUUUUUUUUCAUUAUAGAGAAACAGCAAGAUUGCAAUGGUGAUGCCACUGAAAUAGACAUACUUGCCAACAGCCAGUCAGCGCCAAGGCAGAGCAGAAAAAUGAAGACGGGGCAAUAAGAAGAUAUACAAUUCUGAAAACUCUAUAACGAAGACAAUUUUGAAAAUUAUUUUAUUGACUUCCAUAAUUUAAGUGAUGUUCAAUCAGAUACUAUUUGAACCUCCAAAGUGAGCACGCUAUUCAUGAAAAAAUUGUCAUGAUCUGGCCUAGCCGUCGCUUUUUUAAUGACGCUUGAGCUUCUUUUGAACUAAUUAAUAUUUUUAAUUUUCCCUUCAAAAAAGAGAGGAAGGAAUGAUAUACCAUUCAUUAAAUGUGUGCUGCUGGUUUUGUUUAAUUUAUGAACUCUUUUUUUUGGGGGGGCUUAAAUUAAAUAGUGUAUUCCUUUAUUAUGCAGUCUUCCACUUAGUUAUUUGUAGGUAAUGUAAUACUUAAAAAAAUCUUUUAAUUCAAAAAUGUUGUAUUCGGUACUGCUUUAGUUACUAAAAAUAAAAGUAGUAUCGUACCUGAUUUAGUGGGGAUAAUUUAAGAAAUCUCUGUACUUUUUGCAUGGAGUUAAUGGAAAAUAUAGUGUUAAAAAUAUCUCAAAUUUAUAUUGCAAAAAUUUUAAUUAACCAUCUAACUCUUUAAUUUGUUCUUCGAUCUUCGAUGUAUUUUGUUCUUUAAUGGUAUGGAACUGUUUAUGUUAAAUUACUUUCUGUGUUAAUACUUGGAAAUUUUUGUGAUAUAUGGAAUUUACGUGAGAGCUAUUUAAAUAAAACGAAUAUUGCUAUAAAUUUGACUUUCAAUGAUAAUUACGAAAAUACCUGCUGAAAUAAUUAAUAGAAAUAUAAAAAGAACGCGAAAAUAUAAAGAGGUAUAAAAGCCGCAUAAAAAGCGUUUAGCGUACACGGUGUAGGCCUAUGCGCAUAUUACACGUAUAUUAGACGGACAUUUUAGACGUGUAAUAUACGUCUAUACACCAUCUAGGCUAUACCAAAAUUAUGCGUAUAAUAUACGUAUAAUAUGCCGAAAAUACACGACUCAUGCGCACAGGGCGGUACAAGUAUGGCUGUUUUUCUGCAUUCUUUUUUGCUGAGAUCAGAGAGAUGGAAGGCCAAAUUUGCAUAAGUGUGGGUGAAAAAGAGCGAAGGACGCUCGGCGAGUUAACUCACGGACUACUCGGCGUGCAAAAUGAUGACUGGAUUGGAAAACCGAAGCUUCUGUUUCUAAUCGAUCAAAACUGCGUGGCAACUGAUCAACAACCGACGACAAGAAGAAUAACGCCACGGAUUAAAAGUCAGAGAGUUCUCGGAGCAACUAAUCACAAUGGUUGGUUUGUUGUCGUUCUUCGAAAUAGAAGCUCACAUUUUCUUGAGCAAUUCAUCAAAGUCUUCGAGAAUCAAAAACUCAAAGACAAGCAGAGCAGUUUGCAGGAACUUGUAGGAGAAUUGCUGACGACAUCAAAUGACGAUUCAGGAAACACAGUGACGAUAGUUUCUACCUUAGCGCACUUGCUCAGUUUCCCAGACCUGGAGCAAAACUUCUUCCACCCACAUUUCGAAUUGGAUGGAAAUACGGAGAGGUUUGAAUCUAUAAUCAGCCGAGCCAGAUUCAUCUAUAGAACUAGCAUGUGGUUGCUGACGUCUGCCCCGGGAUCUGGGAAGACGACUAUGUUCCGGGAAAUCUUAUUUAGAAUGCAAAGAGCCGUAAACAGCGAUGUAAAGGUUUAUCUAAUUUUCCUCGUCCGCGUCUCCCACCUUUUCCAUGCAGCCAAAAGUAAGAGACAGACAGAACCGUCCCUUGCUUCUAUCGUUGCCCACGUGAGCGGCAACCUAGAAGAAGACAUUCAAAAUCUAAUCGACACUAAGAAGAUUGUUUUGAUGUUUGAUGGCUUUGAUGAAAUUAGCAAAAAUUACGGAGCUGAAGUGCUGAAGAUAUUUGCUGAAGCUUUGAAACAGGAAGUGACAAUCUGGGUUUCCACGAGACAACAUGAAGAAGAUGCUAUUCUUCAACAUGUGGACCAAAAAGUAGAUAUAAGAAGGAUUAAAAUCUGCCCAUUAAGCGAUACUGAGCAAAUAAGAUUUUUGAUGAUUUUGUCCCAAAAAUCUUUUCAUGAUUGUAAGCUAAAGAUUAAAUUAUACGAAAGAAAUGGUCACGAGGACGUACUAAAAAGCCCGCUCCAUCUAAAAAUGAUCGCGGAACUUGACGAUUCUGCUGUAAUAGAAAAAUUCGACUUGUACGAUAUUUACGAAAACGUUGUGGAUCAACAAUUGCGCCUUACACUGACAUUGUUCAAAGAAGGCACACUUGCGUACGAAAAAGCUCGUGAUUCUAUAUUCAAGGACCUGAAGGGGAUUUCUGCUGAUUUUCUUAGCACCGGCACCACUGCAACCAAAUUAAAAAAUAUCAACAAUGGACUUGCAACAAUCACCAAUGGACAUGUCCGAUUCGUACAUCAAACGUUUGCGGAAUUUUUCGCAGCCACAUACUUCAUUGAUUGUCUUUUUGAUGACCUUGAAAUGCCUUUUGAUAUAUUUAGAGACGAAUUCCGUGGAGUCCGCAAGUUCGUUGAUCUGAGAAUUUCAAUUGAAAAGCAAUCUUCGAAGGUGUUCGCUGUGCUGGAAAAACAUUUGAAUGAGACUCUAACAAGACAAAUUCUUUUCAAAAUCAUUUGGGACGAACGACUCGGUGCAUUUUCGUAUGCUAGUUCCAGACUUGUUUCUCUUGUUGAGAGCAGUAAGCUAAAUUUUAUGUACUCGGAUAUUGACUACAUCAUGGAAAAAGCCAGCGAAUAUAGUGAAAUAUUUGCGGUGGAAAUAUUAGAAAAAGGUGCCUUUUCAAAGUUUAAAUGGCCGGAAGAUACCGCUGCAAAAAUGCUGAUUAAUGCAAUUGAAAAAAAUUUUGCCAGUCUCCUUUUAAAAUUAGAGGAGAAAGUUGAAAAUCUGAAACUCUUAGCGCAGCGAGAUAAAAAAAGACUGUACAAAGCAGUUCGUUUAGGAAUUAAGUGGAAUAAUCAUGAGGUGUUAAAGCUGGUGCUAGAAAAAGAGUACACCGAACAUACUGAAGAAUUUAUGGGCGCGCAUCUGGAACUUGCCGUCCGUCAUUGUAGCGCCGAGUGCGUUGAGCAUCUGAUAGACCACGGUGCUCACACUACCGACCUAUAUGAAUUUCAAGAUUUAGACCAAUAUACAGCGAGUGCUCUCCUGAAGACCAAAGAAGAGACGCUUCCGAAGUUAGCGGCAGAAAUUUUUACCGUUGCCCUUGAAAGCAAAAAUGUUGAAGCAGCUAUGGCUGUGCAUGACAGAUUCGUCAACAAUAAAAUGGCAGACUUUGACAUCAGCAACAGAGCCUUGUAUGAAGUAAUUCAGUGGAAUAGAUAUCCCGAGGAAGUGGAAGUUCUGUGCCGCUGGCUGGUGGAACGUUGCGGCUUCGACAUAUAUGAUCACGCCGCCAUGGGGUGCAAUGCUCUUCACUGUGCAGCCCAAUACGGGCAUCAUGGUUUAGUGAAAUACUUCCUUGAAAAAGAUCCGAAUCUGAUCGAAUCAAUGACCGAAUCGCAAUGUGAUGUUUUGUGCCACACCAUAUUUGGAUUUAAAGGCUCUAAAGAUUUCUAUCCACCAGAUUUUGAAUUCAUUGAGGAAAUAAUUAUCUGCCCUGGAAUCCAGCAAAUCAUAUCUGUUCUUGAUACACUGCACACUUAUAAUUCGGAGAUGAUCAAACGCAAAAGUGAUGGUGACAAAACUUUGCUUCACAUGGUAUUGGAAAGAUUUCAUUUCGAAAGAUUCGAAAUUUGCAAAUGGCUAAUAGAAAAUGGAGUUGAUGUGGAAGCUGCUGACGAUCGCGGAUGGAAUGCAUUCCACUACUUCACCAGGGCGAACAUGGCCGAGAAUGACGACCGAGGGAAAAGGGAUUUGAAUAUGAUAAUAAGCUUGUUAAGCGAGACCAUCCCCGAGUGUGUUAAACAAAGAACCAAGAAAGGAGAAACGGUGCUGCACUUUGCUGCUAAAAGCAAUCACAUAGGUGUGACCGACUUUGAAUGGCUAGCUAGCCAGCAGGGCCUGGAAUUAGGAGAUGUGGACCACAGAGGAUGGAAUGUUCUUCAUUUUGCAAUGCACGAUACGGACAUGGCAGGAUGGUUUUGCAAUGAGAGUGAAGAGAAGAUGCGUUUCAUCCUUGAAACUCAGCCAAGCCUGCUUCAAUCGGUGACCGAGAGUGGCGAGAAAAUUAUGCAUUUUAUUGCCAACAAUAAGGAUCACCACGGGAGGACUCUGAAAUAUAUGAAGUUCGUGCAUAAUCUUGAUAAAGAACUCGUCAGUCAAAAAACGGCAAGCAAUAAAACGGUGCUGCAUUAUGCGGCGGGAAGUGGCAACAUGAAGUUGUGUCAAUGGCUUCUUGAUGAGGUUGGCCUCGAGGUGGAUGCGGUGGACGACGAGAGCUGCAAUGUUAUACACCACGCUGCAGUCCAUUCGAACGUGGAUCUUCAACUCUUAAAAUAUUUGCACGAGAAAAAUCCGCAACUGAUCCACAAGAGAACAAACAGACACCAAACAGUCUUGCAUUUGGUAGCGCGAAAUGAAAAGCUAAGUGUGUGUCAGUGGCUCGUGGACGAAAUAGGCCUUGCAGUGGACGCAUUGGACGCUGAGCGCUGGAACGCUGUGCACUACGCUUCUUACAAUACCACUUACCGGCUUGAUUUCAUCAAAUACUUCCAUGAGAAAAAUCCGGAUGUGAUAAGGCAGAAGACGAAGAAAAACCAAACGAUGCUGCACUUAGCUGCGGAACGUGGCAACUUGCAGGUAUGCGAGUGGCUCUCGGAGGAAAUAGGCCUUGAGGUGGAUGCCGAGGACGACGAUGGCUGGAACGUGAUGCACUUCGAUACAUAUAACACCAGCUACGAUCUCCGUUUAAUCAAAUAUUUACACCGGAAAAAUCCACAUCUCGUAAAAAAGAAGACCAACAGAAACCAAACAGUGCUGCUUUUAGCUGUGAAAAACGACUUAUUGGAGAAAUGCAAAUGGCUCGUGGAAGAAGCGGGUGCUGAGGUAGACGCCGUGGACGACGAGGGCUGGAACGUCUUCCAUUAUGCCGCUUCUUAUAUCCAUGAUUCAAAAACUGGGAAAUUAAGUGCUGUUGAAAUGUUUGAAUAUUUGCUUCUGAAUAGCCCUAGUUGUCUUCUUAAGAAGAAGACAAAUAGAAAUGAAACCGCGCUGCAUCUUGUGGCCAAAAACGAGAGCGGGCUGAGACCGAAAGAAAGAUACGAGUGGCUCGUCAGUGCCGGCGUUGAUGCCUCAGAGCUAGAUGUAGACGGAAAAACUGCAAUGCAAGUGGCAAGCCAACAUUUUAUUAGCAGAUACAACAAUAUUUGUUUCAAUAAAAAUGAAUGGUAUAAUUAAUCUGUGCUAUCCAAUUUAAGAAAAAUAUUUAAAUGGUUUUUUAGUUCAAACGUAAAUAUUAAUAAGUAAAUUUAAGAUCCGUUCUGAUUCGGUCCAUGAAAAAUAGCAGCUUAAGUUUGUAUUUUUUUUUUUCAAUUAAAACAAUUGAUUAAUUGUUUUAUUGCCAUUUUUUUCUUUUUAACUUUAUCAAAUUUAUACCAGAAGGAAAAGUGUUUGAAUGCUGAUCAUAAAAAUUAAUUAUUAAUCUAGCAUUCAAAUAAUUUUUUAUCUGGCCGAUUGUUACAUUUUUAAUUUCUUAUGAUGAUGGUUUCAAUCUGUCGUGAAAUUUUUAUUGCUAUGAAUUUUGCUCCUAAAAAUAAAGAAAAGGAAAGUUUGUGCACCUGUUUAAUUUUUAUAUU